Molecule: messenger RNA, 1727 nt
Organism: Zootermopsis nevadensis
Lineage: Eukaryota; Metazoa; Arthropoda; Insecta; Blattodea; Termopsidae
Source: RefSeq, a predicted model, not a curated record
UGUAGCAUGGCAGGAUGUGCAUUGUGUUGCGGUGUGUGCUUAGGUGCUGCCAAGAGAGCUGACCAAAAAAACAUGCACACUGAGAUCACACAGGGAAUGCCCCUGGAGCUGGGCAUGACUCAGUUGCCAUCUGCUGAUGGUGGUUGCAUCCCAGACCUUGGCAACCAGUCUGUUUCAAGUGCAUUUACAGGAAAAAAACACAUGAAGAAAAGUAAAGUCAGCACAUGUGCAAAGAAAUCUGCUCGCGCUUGGGAACAGGCUACAGCGUCAGAGUUGGCAGAACACAAGAUGAAACUUCUUUUGUUGGAGAUAAGAAAUGCAAAGUUGACUGAGAAUAAACUCAAACUAGAGGUGCUUGUUCAUAAAGCAAGGUUGGAAUAUUACUGCAAAAGAAAUGCAAAUUAUAAAGUUACAGACGGAAAAUAAUGAAGAGGGAUCAUUGACUUUUGUAAAGCUCUGUGCUUUUGAGACUUAGAACUGAACAUUGCUUUAUAGUUAAUACCACUUCUGCUUCAUAUUUGGAAAUUCUUAAUUUGAAUUCUGCUUAUUGGAUUAGUAUAUUGACUGUAGUUUUACAUAAGUCAUUGGCCUUGUAGUGGGAUAAUUAAAGUGUAUUUGUUUGUGUUGUUAUUAAAUGUGUAAACGCACCAAUUGAAGUCAUAUAUAAAAUCUUUUCGUUCAGUGGCCAUUCUUGUUUUUCUGUUGUGCUGUCUUAAAUUCACAAUUUAUUUAUAAUGCAAAGAGUAAUCUGUGCCCAUUGCUGUUUCAUUUCUUUGUGUUCAUAUUCUGAUAUCUUGCAAUGUAAUUUGCUUUGAGGGACAAUUUAAUGGGAGAUAAUGAAGACUUCACAAGGUGUUUCCAUAAUAUUAACACAAUGUAUUCAAUAUGUAAUGCCAUUUUUGACCUACUUUGAAUAUUCAUUCCAUCAGUACAACCCAAGGUUUAUUUAUACUAAAUCUCACUUCACCAAAGCAGAUGUUUAGGGUCUACUGCUGAAUACUCCAUGAGAGAAAGGUUACCAACAUAAAAAUGAAAACAAACUUUUUGAAAACUGAUCAUUUUAGCCAAUGUUACCAUAAUUUAUACCUCCAUCUAGAUGUCUUGAAAGUCCAUAAUUUUGUCAUUUUGUGUGGAGGCAUGACAAAUUGAUAGAAUAUUGGUUGGUGGAAAUGUAUAUAUUUAUAAGAUUGGUAUAACAAAUAAAGUGUUAUUAUUUUGUUAUUUGGCUAAGCAGCCAUAAAGAAUUUCUACAUGCUUUCAAUGAACAUAGAGACCUUUAUCAUAAUUUAGGAUGAGAUAUUACAAUUUCUGAUAGUGGACAUUAGUGUUCUGUUUGACUAUCAUUUCACUUUUGUUUCGAUGUCAUUGCAUCAAAGUUUUGUCUGCUACUUGUCAGAUGUUUAUUAAGUGCUUGAAAUAAAUAAUAAUCACUUGGUGCCAGAUCAGGACUGCAAGUUGUGUUCUAAGAUGUCACUUGAAACUGCAAAAGUUGAUAAGUUGUGAAUAAGUGGAUAGAUUUAUUUGUUGGACAACUGUUUUAAUCAGUUUGUCAUGUUGAAAUGGAUCAUGCAAGCAAUGCUUACUAGUUGGCACAGAAUUACAGCUACAGACAGUGUGGGUUGUUUCAUUUAAAAAGUAUAUUAUGUGAAAACUUACUUUCUUACUGUCUCGUGUACUCUUUAUGCCUUUUAGCUGUGACUGAAUAAAGUGUGUAGACUGGAAUAACA